Magallana angulata is the source of this 2031-nucleotide messenger RNA. RefSeq names its product ras-related protein Rab-2. Gene Ontology annotation, cellular component: Golgi apparatus. The record is from RefSeq and is a predicted model, not a curated record. The coding region runs from base 108 to 743 and encodes 211 amino acids. Gene Ontology annotation, molecular function: GTP binding; GTPase activity. The transcript has 8 exons. NCBI's taxonomy places the organism in Eukaryota, Metazoa, Mollusca, Bivalvia, Ostreida, Ostreidae.
UCAAAAACUAGAAUCUCCUCCACGUAGAAGAACUUCCGGUAUACUCGUGACGUCAAAAUUUUUUCAUCAACAAAUCGAGGAUUCUCGUCAAUAUUUAGCUGCAGAAGAUGUCAUAUGCAUAUUUGUUCAAAUACAUUAUAAUAGGAGAUACAGGAGUGGGAAAGUCAUGCCUUCUGCUCCAGUUCACAGACAAAAGGUUUCAACCUGUACAUGAUUUAACAAUAGGUGUUGAAUUUGGAGCUCGAAUGAUUACCAUAGAUGGUAAACAAAUCAAAUUACAGAUCUGGGACACAGCAGGACAAGAAUCUUUUCGGUCAAUCACCAGAUCUUAUUACAGAGGGGCUGCUGGUGCAUUGUUGGUGUAUGACAUCACAAGGCGUGACACAUUCAACCAUUUAACAACUUGGCUAGAAGAUGCUCGUCAACAUUCCAACUCAAAUAUGGUCAUCAUGUUGAUAGGCAACAAAAGUGACCUAGAGGCAAGAAGAGACGUGAAAAAAGAGGAGGGGGAGGCUUUUGCCAGGGAACAUGGCUUGAUCUUCAUGGAGACCUCAGCCAAAACAGCAGCAAAUGUAGAAGAGGCAUUUAUUAACACAGCCAAAGAAAUUUAUCAAAAGAUUCAAGAUGGAGUGUUUGAUAUAAAUAAUGAGGCCAAUGGCAUAAAAAUUGGACCCCAGCAUUCCCCAAGCCCCAGCUUGCCCUCCUCCUCAGGUGGUGGAGCCCAGGGAAGUGGCUGCUGCUAGGGCAAGGAAACUCAUUCCUAGGGGAUUGGAAAAACACCUUCAGAGAGAAAGGAAAUAAAAACAAACUCAUAUUCUGUUGCAAUUGGCGUAGAUAUAUCAGUUUUUUGUAAACCAGUCUUGUACAUUCUUGUACUUUCUGUUCCAAGGAAAAACAUGGAUGUUCGAAGGAGUGUGAACUCAUUCUGAUAUUAUCAUUUGUUAAAAGCUAUUUGUUGUGAAAUCCGAUUUGUGUAUAUCACCUAUUAUCUUUUGAAAUAAAAUGUGCUGGAAACUGCUGUCAAAAAUAAAUGAGAGAAUUACUAUCAAACACAUGUAUUGUAAGAAAUAUACACACCAUUAUAAUCCUUCUUAUUGGGUUUUAGAUAAAGUAUGAUAUUUAUUGACUAUUUUUUCUCUCUUUAAUAUUUUUUCACCAAAAAAUUUAAAACAUGCAUUCAAUUGGUUUCAUUUCAUGAACUUGUGUUCAUUUUCUUCAUAAAACAAAAGAAUCUGAUUGGUUUUUUGAAACUGUUCACCAUCCUACAAGUGUAGCUGUUGGCUACAGGAAAAGGGGGAAAGUUUUUGAUUGUGACUGAAAGAUUGUCUUGAUGAAAAUGAAUGUACUGAAUGGAUGUGUGCUGAGGAUUUUUUUUUUAUUUAUGGUUGUAAAAUGUGGUUUAUGUAUAUAGAAUUUAUUUUAUAGUCUCUAAUGAUGUAUGAUUUUUUUUCUUUACUUAAGAAAUGUCUGUAGAAAAUGAAGCUGUGAACCUCCUAUAUGUGUAAAACAAUUUGACAAGCAAAUUGCUUUUAAUUCAAAUCAUGCUAACAUUUGUGCACUUUACUGACAUUGAGAAUAUGUACAUUUAUUUUCAUUUGCUUUCAACUACAGUAGUAAUCAGUAUCUCAUGCUCUAAAAUACAUGUGUACCAGACACCACUAGAUAUUGAACUGGUAUUCUGUUGCCUUUUAAAAUAUGAGUCAGGAAAAAAAAAUCUCUUUUGAUAUUAAAUUCUUAUUAAAUAUUCACGAGGUCAGAUAUGAAAAAGUUCAGAUAAAAAUUGCGAGAAAAACUUGACCUUUUCAUAAAACCAGCAUUUAAUAGAUAUGAAUGCAUUCAUCAAUUGAAAAGUACAUGAAAAAGUUUGACCUUUUAGAAAUCUAAUAUUAAUAGUGUCUAUUUAUGGUAUAUAGAACAGUACCAGUGCUAAGUGAUGUCUAGUAAGUUGUAGCUUUAUAAUUAUGUCCUCUCUGUUGUAUGUCAAUACAAAUCUACUACAUGCAAAAGUUAAUUAAAGACAUGUAAAGAAUG